Carassius carassius (crucian carp) is the source of this 1243-nucleotide messenger RNA. RefSeq names its product oxytocin receptor-like. Bases 83 to 1168 code for a protein of 361 amino acids. Gene Ontology annotation, cellular component: membrane. The record is from RefSeq and is a predicted model, not a curated record. Lineage: Eukaryota; Metazoa; Chordata; Actinopteri; Cypriniformes; Cyprinidae. Gene Ontology annotation, biological process: regulation of systemic arterial blood pressure by vasopressin; G protein-coupled receptor signaling pathway; positive regulation of vasoconstriction. The transcript is spliced from 2 exons. Gene Ontology annotation, molecular function: peptide binding; vasopressin receptor activity.
GAUGCGCAGACGCGUGCCGGUCUUGUGCGCACUGGGACAGUUAAACUGCACCCACUGAACUUGAGCUUAAGAUAUUAAGAAAAUGUCUAUCCUUACAUUAAACUUAAGCAAUGCAACUUUGGAGAUAGAAGCCACCAGAGACGAACCCCGGAACGAGCAUUUAGCUCAAAUCGAGAUCGCGCUGCUGAGCGUCAUCUUUCUCUGCGCAUCAGCUCUGAACUUUGGUCUGCUGCUGGUUUUGUGGAAGAAGAGACAGCAGAUGUCCAGGAUGCGCGUGUUUGUGACCCAUCUCUGUUUGGCGGACCUGGUGGUCGCCUUUUUCCAGGUGUGUCCACAGUUGAUGUGGGACAUAACAGACCGUUUCAUUGGUCCUGACCUCGUAUGCCGUUUGGUCAAGUAUCUGCAGGUCGUCGGCAUGUUCGCCUCCACUUAUAUGAUAGUUGUAAUGACUCUUGAUCGUUAUCAGGCGAUCUGCAACCCCAUGGUUACUUUCCAAAGACGGCGCGCGCGCUGGAACCUGCCCGUGUGCGUCGCAUGGCUCCUGUCAUUCGUCUUCAGCCUCCCGCAACUGUUUAUUUUCUCCAGGGUUCAGAUCGCCCCGGGUGUCUACGACUGCUGGGCAGAGUUCAUUCAGCCCUGGGGACCUAAAGCGUACGUGACGUGGACGACGUUGGUGAUAUUUCUGGUGCCAAUCGUAACUGUGACGGUGUUCCAGGUGCGCAUCUGCCGGGCGCUCCAGAUCAAUCUGUACCUGAAGACCCAGCAGCAGCAGCAAGGAGGUGAUGGCGGACACACGCACCCUCUUUCCUCCAGAACCAGCAACGUGGCAUCGGUGUCUAAGUCUCGGAUUAAGACCGUGAAGAUGACGGUGGUGAUCGUGCUCUCCUACACCGUGUGCUGGGCUCCGUUCUUCACCGUUCAGCUGUGGUCUGUGUGGGACGCGGACGCUCCGACUGAGACUGUAACCUUCACCAUCCUCAUGUUGCUGGCAAGCCUGAACAGUGUUGCCAAUCCGUGUAUCUACCUGCUUUUCACCGUGAAGUCCCCCAGACUGUUGCGAACUCUCCUGUGCAUGAAACACACAGACAUGAAGGAGUCACUACCUGAGGAGGCUACGAUGGUCAGCUCUCUGUAUCUGAGCUUUAAAAGCCAAUCUGACAUACGAUGAAAAUGAAACAACACAAUACAAAUGUCCAAAUGCGAUGAACAUACCAUAUUAGUAUUCUUCAAACUACUAAGGAGU